Molecule: messenger RNA, 3203 nt
Organism: Arachis duranensis
Lineage: Eukaryota; Viridiplantae; Streptophyta; Magnoliopsida; Fabales; Fabaceae
Product: bifunctional aspartokinase/homoserine dehydrogenase 1, chloroplastic
Exons: 18
Coding region: 152-2914 (920 amino acids)
Biological process (GO): aspartate family amino acid biosynthetic process; L-homoserine biosynthetic process
Molecular function (GO): NADP binding; homoserine dehydrogenase activity; aspartate kinase activity
Source: RefSeq, a predicted model, not a curated record
CACUAAUCAGUGAUUAGUAUCCCCUGUUUCAGUUACUCAGCACUAACAUUUUCCCUUUACCAACCUCAAAAGCCGCAUAACCAAACACCGUCUUAUUCUCUCUCUUUCUCUCUGUUUUUGUGUGUGAGGUGCAGCUGCUGCAGCCAUAACCAUGGCGUCCCUCUCUGCUGCGAUCUCUCGCUCCUCCUCCUCCCCCUGCUUCCCCCCUCUCAAUCCCAACACCGCUUCACUCUCACACCACCGCAACAUCUUCCACUCUCAAUGCCGCGCUUUCCCCCUCUCCCGCCCCUCCCUUUUCCUUCGAAAGGGUCUCACUUUACCACCGGGAAGAGAGUCACCAAGCACCAGGAUAUGCGCUUCAGUUGCAGAUGUUUCACUGAAUUUAUCUGUAGAGGAAAAACAGCUUCCCAAAGGAGACACUUGGUCUGUUCACAAGUUUGGUGGAACUUGUGUGGGAACCUCACAAAGAAUAAAGAAUGUUGCGGAUAUCAUUAUUAAGGAUGAUUCAGAAAGGAAAUUGGUGGUUGUCUCUGCAAUGUCAAAGGUUACAGACAUGAUGUAUGACCUUAUCAACAAGGCUCAAUCACGAGAUGAAAAUUAUGUAGCUGCACUGGAUGUUGUUCUGGAGAAGCAUACCCAAACUGCACAUGAUCUGCUUGAUGGCGAUCAUCUUGCUAGUUUCUUGUCCCAGUUGCAUCAAGACAUCAAUAACCUCAAGGCGAUGCUUCGUGCAAUAUACAUAGCUGGUCAUGCAACGGAGUCCUUUACAGAUUUUGUUGUGGGACAUGGGGAACUAUGGUCUGCUCAGAUGUUGUCUUUAGUUAUUAGAAAGAAUGGGGUCGAUUGCAAAUGGAUGGAUACAAGGGAAGUCCUUAUUGUAAAUCCUACUAGCUCUAAUCAAGUUGAUCCUGACUAUUCGUUAUCUCAACAAGGACUUGAAAAGUGGUACUCACUGAAUCCUGCUAAAGUAAUCAUUGCUACUGGAUUCAUUGCAAGUACACCCCAGAAUAUUCCUACUACACUGAAGAGAGAUGGAAGUGACUUUUCCGCAGCAAUUAUGGGUGCUCUAUUCAGGGCUCGGCAGGUCACAAUAUGGACAGAUGUUGAUGGUGUGUUUAGUGCAGAUCCUAGAAAAGUUAGUGAGGCUGUGAUUUUAAAGACAUUGUCUUAUCAAGAAGCAUGGGAAAUGUCUUAUUUCGGUGCAAAUGUUUUGCAUCCCCGCACGAUAAUACCAGUGAUGCGAUAUGGAAUUCCCAUUAUAAUAAGGAAUAUUUUCAAUCUCUCUGCUCCCGGAACAAAGAUCUGUCAUCCCUCCGUUAUUGAGGAUGAAGAUAAGCAGGACCUCCAAAAUUUUGUCAAAGGCUUUGCAACCAUAGACAACUUGGCACUUGUAAAUGUGGAGGGAACGGGAAUGGCUGGUGUUCCUGGUACAGCCAGUGCUAUUUUUGGUGCUGUGAAAGAUGUGGGAGCCAAUGUUAUUAUGAUAUCUCAGGCUAGUAGUGAGCAUUCUGUUUGCUUUGCUGUUCCUGAGAAGGAAGUAAAAGCUGUUGCUGAGGCAUUGCAGUCUAGAUUUCGUCAAGCUUUGGAUGCUGGACGUCUUUCUCAGGUUGCUGUUGUUCCAAAUUGUAGCAUUUUGGCUGCAGUUGGCCAGAAAAUGGCAAGUACCCCUGGAGUUAGCGCUACCCUCUUCAAUGCAUUGGCUAAGGCCAGUAUAAAUGUCCGUGCUAUAGCUCAAGGUUGUUCUGAGUACAAUAUCACUGUUGUUAUUAAGCGAGAGGAUUGUAUAAAGGCUUUACGGGCUGUCCAUUCCAGAUUUUAUCUCUCAAGAACCACAAUAGCAAUGGGCAUUAUUGGACCAGGAUUAAUCGGGAGCACACUACUUGACCAACUAAGGGAUCAGGCCUCAGUUUUGAAAGAAGAAUUCAACAUUGAUUUGCGUGUAAUGGGCAUAAUUAGUUCAAAGUCAAUGCUUCUUAGUGAGUCAGGCAUUGACUUAGCUAGGUGGAGAGAACUUCGAGAUGAGAAGGGAGAAGUGGCUAAUUUGGAUAAAUUUGUUCACCACGUGCAUGGAAAUCAUUUUAUACCCAACACUGCGAUAGUGGAUUGCACAUCUGAUUCCAUCAUUGCAGGCCAUUACAAUGACUGGUUGCGCAAAGGAAUACAUGUAGUUACCCCCAAUAAGAAGGCAAAUUCAGGCCCGCUUGAUCAGUAUUUGAGUCUGAGAGCGCUGCAAAGGCAAUCCUAUACACACUACUUUUAUGAAGCUACUGUUGGAGCUGGUCUUCCAAUUAUUAGCACUUUGCGCGGGCUCCUUGAAACUGGAGACAGAAUAUUGCAAAUUGAAGGCAUCUUCAGUGGAACUUUGAGUUAUAUCUUUAAUAACUUCAAAGAUGGCCGAGCUUUUAGUGAGGUAGUAGCUGAAGCAAAGGAAGCUGGUUAUACUGAGCCAGAUCCAAGGGAUGAUCUGUCUGGAACAGAUGUCGCUAGAAAGGUAAUCAUUCUUGCAAGGGAAUCUGGCUUAAAGCUAGAACUGUCAGAUAUUCCUGUUGAAAGCCUUGUGCCAGAACCUCUAAGAGAUUGUGCAUCGGCUCAGGAGUUCAUGCAACAGUUACCAAAAUUUGAUCAGUUGUUGUCAAAGAAACAAGAAGAAGCUGAAAAUGCUGGGGAAGUUUUGAGAUACGUUGGUGUGGUGGAUGUGACUAAUAAAAAAGGAACGGUAGAACUGAGAAGAUACAAGAAGGAUCAUCCAUUUGCUCAUUUGUCAGGUUCAGACAACAUCAUUGCAUUCACAACAAGAAGGUAUCAGAAUCAGCCAUUGAUAGUUCGUGGGCCAGGAGCUGGAGCUCAAGUCACUGCUGGUGGAAUAUUCAGUGAUAUUUUACGCCUUGCCUCAUACCUUGGUGCUCCAUCAUAGGCGUCAAUUCUUCUCUACAAAGCAUAAAUUUUGUAUCCAAGUCCCUAUCCUCUCUAUAUCUGCUUGUUGUAGCACUAGUAUCGUUGUAGUGCUGUAUGCUAGCUUUGCUUUCUCUUUAUUUUUAUAUAUUCUGCUAUAUUUUCCAAUAAAUUUUUAAGUAAUGAAUGACUGAGUUUGAUGAAGAAGUUGAUUUGAUGAUCUUGAAAUCCCUUGUCAGUUUGUUUAGCUCGCAUUAAAUAAUGUGAAUAGGGUUAAUGAGUUGAUUGGGAAAUGUCUCUCCAGGAUAAAA